This is a messenger RNA of Amaranthus tricolor (Joseph's coat), 1156 nucleotides long. RefSeq names its product tetraspanin-19-like. The record is from RefSeq and is a predicted model, not a curated record. The transcript is spliced from 5 exons. NCBI's taxonomy places the organism in Eukaryota, Viridiplantae, Streptophyta, Magnoliopsida, Caryophyllales, Amaranthaceae. Bases 19 to 822 code for a protein of 267 amino acids.
UAUUAUAUUAUAUCCAACAUGAACUUAAAAAUUUAUACCCCAUUUUGCAAAAUAUUAAUUUGGGUAAUUAAUGUGAUUAUUUUCAACCCAAGAGAUAUUACAAUGGAUGGAUCAGUUUCUAAGAGAUAUGUUGCUGCAACACUUAAAAUCUCAAAUUCAGUCAUGGCUAUGACUGGUAUCUCUAUUCUUAUGUAUUCUGUCUGGAUUAUUGUUGUUUGUCUUAGAGAAUAUCAAAAGUAUCCUUUUCCAUGGUUUUUAUGGGCAUGUCUUGGUACAGGAGGUCUGUUUAUUUUCAUAUCAUUCAUUGGCCAUGGAGGAGCAGCUACCACACUUGAUUUUUUGCUAUCAUCAUAUAUUGUUUUUUUGUUCUUGCUUAUGUGCGUUGAAGGUUUAAUCAUUGGUGAUAUUUGUUUGAAUGACGAUUGGGAUAAGGACUUCCCUCGUGAUCCUACAGGAAGGUUUGAUGCCUUGGUGCAUUACAUAGAUUCCAACAAGGAAAACUUCACAAAAUUAGGCUUAUUGAUUGCAUCAUCUCAGGUGAUUUCACUCAUUUUAGCCAUGAUACUGAGAGCUACGCGUCCCUUCAAAUCACGCCUAGAUCUUAACGAAGACGACGAAAAUACAAAUUCAUCCACACUUCCAUUCUUAGUACCUCAAAAUCAAUACUUAGGAGAUCUUCCUUAUGCUGUUGGUCACCCUGAUCCGUACUACUAUCAUGCAGCACCAUCCUACAAAAACAUACAUGGUUAUCCUGAUAUUGAAGGGACUGAGAAAGGUGAAAACAUAGCUGCUACAGUGAUAGCUAUUCCUAAAGGCUGUUGAAGAAACUGAUCUGAGAGAUUUUAGGUUCGAGUCUGCUUGAGCCGUAUUUACAGUUAUUUGAUUAAAAUGUGUGAACUGCAAAACAUGUCACACUAAAAAAUGACAGCCGAACUGGUUCAAUACACAUGCACAAAUGAAUGUUGGCUCAACAUAUAAACUGAUACUUCAUGUGUGAAAUUUUCUUGGAGCUUGUUAUUCAGACAGAGCUCUUAGCUUACAGUGUUGAACUCAUAAAUUUAUGUUAUUGUGUGUAUAUUGUGAGAUCUAAUAAUAUGAGCAACCUUUUGUAGAAUGUGAUGUUGGCAACUUAUAUAUGACUUUCAAUUGCUUAUAA